AUGCCACGCAUUGCUCUUCAGCUGUUCCUUGUUGCCCUAAGCCUGGGCUCCGCUGGCAGCGCCCGGGCCCAGUAUUUAGGCGCGACAACCUUCGAUUAUAUCGUGGUCGGCGGUGGCCCUUCCGGCCUCAUCACAUCACAACGUCUCACCGAGACGGGAAAGUCCGUUCUGUUGAUUGAGCGCGGUGGCGCUUCCACGGCGUCGACCGGUGGCAGAAAAUUCGUCCCUUGGAGUAAGAAGCUGACCUACUACGAUGUGCCCGGCGUCUUCGAGUCCCUGCCUACAGGUACUGGAGGGGAAGCAUACUGUGCCGAUACGCCCGCGGUUGCGGGAUGUGUUCUUGGAGGAGGCGGGUCGGUCAAUGGCAUGGCUUUCAUCCACCCUCCGACACAAGAUUUUGAUGAUGGGUGGCCGAGUGGUUGGAAUUGGGAUGAUAUAGAGCCUGCCGCUGAACGUCUAUAUAAGAGGAAUCCCGGCACGACGAUGCCUUCUCGUGACGGUCGGGCAUACGACAAUGGAGCCGCUGUUGUACUAACUCCUUGGUUGGAGGAUAAUGACUGGAGCUUUGUCGACGGGAUCAAGGAUCCCAAUUCCAAAGAGAAAUCUUUUGGCCCUACUCAGCUCAACAUCGCGAAUGGUCUUCGUUCCGGCCCGAUCCACACCUAUCUACCCCUGGCUCAAAAAGAAUCAGGUUUCACCCUCAGGCUCAACGCGAAGGUGAUUCGUGUAGUGCGUAAGGGCGGGACCAUGACCGGUGUCGAGAUAGAGGACGCGGAGGGUACCCAGAUCGUCAAACUGAAGCCCGACGGCGCGGUCCUCCUGGCUGCCGGAGUCAUGUCCACACCUCGAGUCUUGUUCAACUCGGGUAUCGGUCCGAUUGAGCAAAUCAAGAUUGUCAACGGAAGUGCGACUGGAGUUGAUGUGCCGGAGACAGACUGGAUCAACUUGCCCGUGGGACGCAACGUCAAGGACCACUCUCGCUACCAGUUGGAAUUCAAAGUCCCCGGUGGCUUGAACGACAAGAGCCCAGAAGAGCUCCUCAAUCCAACGGAGGAAGAGAAGCGCCAAUUUGCAGACGGCUCGGGAGUGCUGACCCAGUCCUUCCAGCGACUUGACCUCUUCAGACAGCACACGACGUCAAACGACCGAGUAAUCAGCUUCCACGCACACUGUAGCUCCAAUGCAGACGACACUCUCCAGAUCAUGCUCAUGAUAACCCACGGGUUGACCUCGACGGGUACGCUAGGCAUCGACAGCAAUGGUAACACGGUGUUCACGAAACGGCCCUGGACCAACACGGACACUGAUCGCGAGGCGUGGAGUCUCGCCAUCAACGAAAUACUUGAAAUGUCUCGUCAACCAGGUAGCCCAAUUGUCUACUCGGGGGACAGCGACGCGACCGCAGAGUCGGUCCUCAGUGCGGACGCACUCCCUGGCAUCCACAUAGUCGGUAGUGCCAAAAUGGGCACCGAUGACGGUCGGACCGGUGGCACGGCAGUUGUCGACCUCAACACCAAAGUCUAUGGAACGAAUAACCUGUAUGUCGUUGAUGCCUCCUUUCACCCGGACCUCUCGACUGGUAACAAUCAGGCUAUGGUCAUGAUUGCUGCCGAACACGCUGUUCAAAAAAUCAUUUCUUCGCGUAAAAGGUGA
Messenger RNA from Drepanopeziza brunnea f. sp. 'multigermtubi' MB_m1, 1653 nucleotides. RefSeq lists its product as uncharacterized. Lineage: Eukaryota; Fungi; Ascomycota; Leotiomycetes; Helotiales; Drepanopezizaceae. Gene Ontology annotation, molecular function: oxidoreductase activity, acting on CH-OH group of donors; FAD binding. The record is from RefSeq and is a predicted model, not a curated record.